AUGGCACCCGGACAAGAGCCUCUCCUCGCCAACAGACCCUCAUCACAGAAUUCUCGAGAGCGCGAGGAAGGCCUCGAAGAGGAAGACGCCCUGCUCACGGGGCAACGAACAGGCAAACAACAAGCGUCCGCAACCGCCGAAAAGACUAGGCGAUGGCGCGAGAUUGGACUCUUCGUGUGGGCGCUGGCUGCUACUGCCGUGGUCGUCGUCUUGGCGGUCGUGUGGCAGCACAACCAACAAACAGGCGGAGGGUCAGGCGGCGGGUCGGGGGAUGGCAAGGACGACAAGGGCUUUGGAGGCAAGAAGAAUUUGAUCUUCAUGGUCUCGGAUGGGAUGGGACCGACGAGUCUGUCGCUUACGAGGAGCUGGAGACAGUAUACGGAACAGCUGCCGUUUGACGAGACGUUGAUUCUGGAUGAGCAUUUGAUUGGACAGAGCAGGACGAGGAGUUCGAGUAGUCUGGUCACGGACUCUGCGGCCGGAGCGACGGCCUUCAGUUGUGGGCAGAAGAGCUACAAUGGCGCGAUUUCGGUGCUGCCGAAUUUCGAUCCAUGUGGGAGUGUUAUGGAGGCUGCCAAGAGGAUGGGAUACACAACCGGGUUGGUGGUGACCACGAGGAUCACGGAUGCUACGCCUGCCGUCUUUGCGAGCCAUGUCAGGAGGAGGGAGAUGGAGGACGAGAUUGCGUUGCAGAUGAUUGGAGAGACACACCCGCUGGGCAGGAUGGUGGACCUGAUGAUGGGUGGUGGCAGAGCUCACUUCCUGCCCAACACCACGAAUGGAGGCUCCAGGACCGACGGAAAGGAUCUGACCAAGCUUGCGGCGGAGAAGCAUGACUGGAACUACAUCGACAACAAGAAGUCGUUUGACAAUCUGGGGACGUCGGCGGAGUUGCCGUUGCUUGCCCUCUUCGCGCCAGGUGAUAUUCCAUACGAGAUUGAUCGUAGGAAUGAGACCCAUAUCUACCCAUCUCUCGAGCAAAUGACGAGGACCGCUCUGAGUGCCCUGAGCGCAGCGACCAAGAACAAGGAUAAGGGGUUCUUCGUCAUGAUCGAGGGCUCGCGGAUUGACCACGCCGGACAUGCCAACGAUCCAGCUGCGCAAGUGCAUGAGGUCUUGGCUUACGACCGGGCCAUGUCGGCCGUCUUCGACUUCAUCCAGGACUCUGAGACUCCCACGCUGAUGGUCAGCACUUCAGACCACGAGACGGGAGGCCUCGCUACUGCGCGCCAGCUGCACCAGUCAUAUCCUGACUACCUCUGGUAUCCGGGCGUGCUAGCGAACGUCACACACUCUGCCAGCCACACUGCGCGAGAGUACAACUACCACCUUCAGAGUCUCGCCAAGGAGCGAGCUGACUCCGUCGGCGCGAAUGGCGAGAACCUCAACGGCUACCUCAAAAUGCUCCUCAAGAACUCUCUCGGCAUUCAUGAUCCGACGCUCGACGAAAUGGAAGCCCUCGUUACAAAGCCCGAGCGCUCCGCCUACACUUUCGCCGACAUGGUCUCCCGCCGCGCCCAAACAGGCUGGAGCACUCACGGCCACUCCGGCGCCGAUGUGAACAUCUACACCUCCGACCCGGCAGCGGCCUCUGCCCUGCGCGGCAACCACGAAAACACCGAAGUCGGCGAAUUCCUACGCUCCUACCUCGGCCUCGACGACGAAGUCGAAAAAGUCAGCGAAAAGCUCCGCAAGCACAUGAAAACGGUCGAAGGCGGGCAGGAAUUCUGGCUCGGGAGUAUCCCGGAAGCCGACGAGAGACUGGACGGACAGGACCAUUUGGAUCAUUAUCACGGCGAUCAUAAGACGAAACGGUGCGAGGUUUGCGGCAUCUAG
Lecanosticta acicola is the source of this 1836-nucleotide messenger RNA. Lineage: Eukaryota; Fungi; Ascomycota; Dothideomycetes; Mycosphaerellales; Mycosphaerellaceae. The record is from the annotation of a GenBank genome assembly.